Molecule: messenger RNA, 435 nt
Organism: Hypanus sabinus (Atlantic stingray)
Lineage: Eukaryota; Metazoa; Chordata; Chondrichthyes; Myliobatiformes; Dasyatidae
Exons: 2
Source: RefSeq, a predicted model, not a curated record
GGACAGAGCGGGGCGAAGGGGGAUGGGCAGAGCGGGGCGAGGGGGGACGGACAGAGUGGGGCGAGGGGGGACGGACAGAGCGGGGCGAAGGGGGACAGAGCGGGGGGUGAACACAGUGGGGCGAGGAGGGAUGGAAAGAGCGGGAGCGGGGUGAAGGGGGAGGGACAGAGUGGGGCGAGGGGGGACGGACAGAGCGGGGUGAGGGGGGACGGACAGAGCGGGGCAGGGGUGACGGACAGAGCGGGGCGAGGGGGGACCGACAGAGUGGGAUGAGCGGAGACCGACAGAGCGGGGCGAGGGGGGAGGGACAGAGCGGGGCGAGGGGGGAGGGACAGAGCGGGGCGAGGGGGAGGGACAGAGCGGGGCGAGGGGGAACGGACAGAGCGGGGCGAGGGGGGACCGACAGAGCGGGAUGAGGGGGGACGGACAGAGCGG